UAGAUAAUUAUCAGGAAGAUUUAGAGCAGUCCAUCGCAUCUCCACUCUCAAGCUGAGUGGGGAUGCGAUGAACUACUCCAUCUACCGUGUGAUCGAGCUAACUUCACACACGAUGAAAAUCAGAUUUACAAAGCCUUCACCAUCAUGCGUGUGCUUUUCUUCGUCCUUUGCAUUUUAAUGAUCAUCGUCCCUUCCGCACAGGUAAGAAUAUUACCGAUAUGA
Molecule: messenger RNA, 222 nt
Organism: Haemonchus placei
Lineage: Eukaryota; Metazoa; Nematoda; Chromadorea; Rhabditida; Trichostrongylidae
Source: the annotation of a GenBank genome assembly